Molecule: messenger RNA, 363 nt
Organism: Closterium sp. Yama58-4
Lineage: Eukaryota; Viridiplantae; Streptophyta; Zygnematophyceae; Desmidiales; Closteriaceae
Source: the annotation of a GenBank genome assembly
AUGGGAGAUGAUGACGUCAGAUGGGAGAUGGUGACGUCAAAUGUGAAUGGUGACGUCAGAUGGGAGAUGCCAUUGCUUCUCAAGUGCCUCAAGAACAGCCGAGAAAAGCAUAACAUUCAGAUCACACACGGGCAUAUCAACACAGUAGCCCGUGAGCUUUGCUCCGAAGGGAAUAGAGGGGUUGGGGGAGCGGAGGAGGAGGAGGAGGAGGAGGAGGAGGAGGAGGAGGAGGAGGAGGAGGAGGAGGAGGAGGAGGAUGAGGAGGAGGAGGAGGAGGAGGAGGAGGAGGAGGAGGAGGAGGAGGAGGAAGAGGAGGAGGAGGAGGAGGAGGAGGGUGGUUGGUACUCACGGCUCUGGCGGUGA